Molecule: messenger RNA, 672 nt
Organism: Aureobasidium melanogenum CBS 110374
Lineage: Eukaryota; Fungi; Ascomycota; Dothideomycetes; Dothideales; Saccotheciaceae
Exons: 1
Coding region: 1-672 (223 amino acids)
Biological process (GO): RNA processing
Source: RefSeq, a predicted model, not a curated record
AUGAAUCAGUCAAGGAAGAAUACAGACAGCAUCACGCCUGCUCAAAAACACCUUCAAGCAGCCUCGGAUCUGCUCUUGUCGACAUCACCGCACAUAUCGGCUUUCCUAGCGUCACAGCUUCAACAGUCCAAGUCACCAUCAUCGUCGCAUACAGAAGAAGACUUGAACAAGUGUCGCGCAUGUGGGCAUGCCCUACUUCCCGGAUGGUCCUGUACCGUAUCUAAAAGAAGGCUUCCUGAAACUCCCUCGAAAAAGUCUAAGACCAAGUCGAAAGUCGCAAAAGAGCCUGCUAUAAUUCAACACACGUACAUCGACUACAAGUGUAACCUAUGCCACAGUAGUAACACAGCAAAGUCGGAUACACAGGCGCCAGCCAGACGCUCUAAAUCAUCCCUGUCGUCUGUUCAGAGCAAGCCUGCCGCUGCUCCAGCACCAGUUCAGUCAAGUGCCACGACUACCAGCAAGUCGGCCGCAGCAACAACAACAAGUACACCAAGUCCUGCCCCUUCAACAGCAGUCUCAUCAUCCUCUGAACAAGCUCGUGCUGGAGCAGACAAGAAGCGAAAUCGCAAGCAGAAACUUGGUGGUCUACAAGCCAUGCUGGCAAAGUCAAAAGCUCCGGCUUCAGCACCAAAAGCCUUUGACUUUAUGGAUUUCAUGAAGACCAACUGA